AUGGUGGGCGUGCCUCACAGUAAGGGCUGCCAGUAUUGUGUUCGGCGACGGAUCAAGUGCGAUGAAAGACGGCCCCUCUGCAAGCGUUGCGAGAUCCGCGGUCUGCAAUGCCCCGGCUAUGAGAAACCAACAAAGUUUUUCCAUUUUUCCAUGACCCAAAGCGACCGGCAGAUUACUCCUCAAUCUCGGCCAAGUAAAAUAUCACCAAAAGACGGCAUCCAAAGCGGCAGCGGCAGCGGUAGUAGCAGCAACAACAGCAAGAAGGUGGUUGCGAGUAUCGAUGAAUGCCUAGCACCUACUCUUGUUCAAAGGUCUAUAUGUAUACAGCAAAAGGAGUUGUUCUGCGAUUUUGUCGACGUCACUUUCCCGGGCCUCUACUACUCAUGGAGUAACCGCAUGGAAGUGAAUUUUAUGGAUUUCAUGCGUCAGCAGAGCGAUACUCCGACGAAUGCCCUCAUGUGGGCUGCUUCUACAUUAUGCACAGUGAACAGAGGUCAAAGGGACAAGGACAGCCAACAGAUGGAUCUCGGGCGUGCAAUGUACAUUCGAGGGAUACAAGCAUUGAUACAGUUGAUUCAGAAUCCAAGGACUGUCAAAUCAGAUCAAACUUUGGGUACUGCGGUUCUGUUGGGUAUUUGUGAAAUGAUAGAUGGGUCCUUUGAACAAUCUUGGCUGGCACAUUCUAGUGGAAUUGCUGCUCUCUUUCAACACCGAGGGCCUGACGCGCACCGCGAUGGAGUUGGCAGGACAUUGCUGAUCUCCUUCCGGGCCUUUCUUGUGGCGGAUGCUCUACUUCGAGGCGAGCCAUGCUUUCUGGCCGAACCUGCCUGGAGAUCUGUGAUCAUACAAUCGAUGAAGCAAGAGAAUGAGCGUGGGAAAGGAAGUGAGCUUGGUGAUCUAGUGGAGUAUGCAUUUCAUGAAAUAAUCCUUUGCCCCGGCCUGGUGGCAAGAGUGCGUGACAUGCUUGCAGGAAGCACAAUUGAUAUUAUUCAGAUGAGGCUCUUAGUUGGAGUACUUUCAACUGUAAUAUCAAAUCUUUGCAAGCUACAAAACGAGCUGUGCAUCUUGCUCUCUCAGGGAAUUGCGCUUGGGAAUAGGCCAGACCUCGUCGGUCCUAUUCCUGGCCCGGUGGUUCAUCUCCUCGCAAAUUUUUCCUUGCAGGGCAUUGAUAUGGCCAUCGAUUUGUUAAAUCGACUACUGAGCUCAUUGGGGGCUUAUCAAAAAGGUAUUAUUAUGGAAGGUGACUACCCGCAACAAAAGUUCAACCAGACUUGCAUAGCGAGUGAUAGAAUCAUUGGAGAAAAGCUUGUGGAAGGACCGGACCGACUUGCUUUAUCCAUGGGAAUGCUGGUCCUACAAGAAUGA
Penicillium manginii is the source of this 1365-nucleotide messenger RNA. RefSeq names its product Zn(II)2Cys6 transcription factor domain-containing protein. Bases 1 to 1365 code for a protein of 454 amino acids. Gene Ontology annotation, molecular function: zinc ion binding; DNA-binding transcription factor activity, RNA polymerase II-specific. Gene Ontology annotation, biological process: regulation of DNA-templated transcription. Lineage: Eukaryota; Fungi; Ascomycota; Eurotiomycetes; Eurotiales; Aspergillaceae. The transcript is spliced from 2 exons. The record is from RefSeq and is a predicted model, not a curated record.